AUGCUCGUCUCUUCCCUCAAAACCAUCGUUACCCUUAGUGUUGCAUUCUAUGCCACCGCUGCGCUGGCGGCUCCCAACGUGCAGAUGGGGGCUGAUGUUCAAGAAUUAUCCGAGAGGAACGAGGCUCUUGAACAACCUGACUUUGACGCCGUCGCUGGACUCGGCGAUACCAUCGAGGCCCGUGGCAAGCCACCUCGCCGCCCCAACAAUAACAAUAACAAUAAUAACCGGAGGCCCGGCCGCAAUGGAAAGCCCAGACGUCCCCCAAAAUAA
Colletotrichum abscissum is the source of this 273-nucleotide messenger RNA. RefSeq lists its product as uncharacterized. Lineage: Eukaryota; Fungi; Ascomycota; Sordariomycetes; Glomerellales; Glomerellaceae. The record is from RefSeq and is a predicted model, not a curated record. The coding region runs from base 1 to 273 and encodes 90 amino acids. The transcript has 4 exons.